Messenger RNA from Centropristis striata (black sea bass), 5818 nucleotides. It is a transcript of the gene abhd17ab, whose product is annotated as abhydrolase domain containing 17A, depalmitoylase b. Gene Ontology annotation, biological process: protein depalmitoylation. The transcript has 5 exons. Lineage: Eukaryota; Metazoa; Chordata; Actinopteri; Perciformes; Serranidae. The record is from RefSeq and is a predicted model, not a curated record. The coding region runs from base 781 to 1746 and encodes 321 amino acids. Gene Ontology annotation, cellular component: plasma membrane; endosome membrane. Gene Ontology annotation, molecular function: palmitoyl-(protein) hydrolase activity.
GAUGCGGUGAAACGGCAGAGAAGAAGGAAAACACCGCACGUCCACGGAUUAAUUUAAAUGACAAGACGACAUCCAUUAUUUCAGCGGAGGAGACGCCAGCAGCAUCCAGGAUGGACUCACCGAGACGGAUUCACACGUCGGAAACGGCGUUUUAACGGCGUUUCACCCUGGAUGUCCGUGAAUGACCGUUGUUUCCACUGAGUGGCCGUGUUUGUAUCUUCUUGCUAGCUGAAAGCAGCGUAGCGUUAGCUGGCUCGCGCUCAGCUUCUCUCUCCGGUAACAUAUGAAGCUGUCGUUAUUCUUGAUUAAUAUUACUUGUUAAUACAGGAGGGGGCCGUGCUGUGUGUGUGUGUGUGUUUAUACAUUUAAAGCGUCCAGAAGCUGUUUGCGUCACUUUGCAGGUCAAGGCUACAUUGGAAACGCUGUCAAAAACAAGUAGAAAAGUUCUCGCCUUCUUAAAAUACCCAGGGUUCAUUUGGGACGCAACAUUGUAUCUGAGGCGGCUCGUCAAAAAUCUCCACAAGAGGACAAAAUGGAUGUGAUCUGGACUUCAGUCACUACACACACAACACAGCAGAUACUUUGUAAAUAACACUUCCCGGUCAGCCGGUUGGCUCCACUGCUUUUCCUCCUUCUGCUGACAGGACACUUUACAGACAGUAUCCUGUGUUUGCAUUUGACUGAAGUGGAGGAAGUCUUCCUGCUUUUAUUUUUUUGUUCCAGCACAACUUUUUUUUUUCACUUUAACGAAGACUAGGCUGCUCAGCUCAACAGUGAAGGAUGAAUGGCCUCUCUCUCAGCGAGCUCUGCUGCCUUUUCUGCUGCCCGCCAUGCCCCAGCCGCAUCGCGGCCAAGCUUGCCUUCCUGCCCCCAGAGCCCACCUACACCUUCCUUCCAGACCCAGAGGCGGGCCCUCCUGCACCAGGGGGGACAGGGACCUCCAGCCUGCGGGCGCGGAGCGGUGCAUCAGUUGCUGGAAGCGGAGGGGCUGGAUCAGUGGAGGGGAGAUGGAAGCUCCACCUGACGGAGCGAGCAGAGUUCCAGUACCAGCAGAGAGAGCUGGACACGACGGAUGUGUUCCUGACGCGGUCCAACCGAGGAAACCGAGUCGGCUGCAUGUACAUUCGCUGUGUUCCUAGUGCCAGAUUUACAGUGCUCUUCUCCCACGGUAACGCAGUCGACCUUGGACAGAUGAGCAGCUUCUACAUCGGCCUCGGCACUCGCAUCAACUGCAACAUCUUUUCCUACGACUACUCCGGCUACGGUGUCAGCACUGGCAAGCCCUCUGAGAAGAACCUCUAUGCAGACAUUGAUGCUGCCUGGCACGCCCUGCGCACGCGGUAUGGCAUUAGCCCAGAGAACAUUAUCCUGUACGGACAGAGCAUCGGGACAGUUCCUACUGUAGACCUGGCGUCACGCUACGAGUGUGCCGCGGUGGUUCUUCACUCGCCUCUAACAUCUGGCAUGAGAGUGGCUUUUCCUGACACUAAGAAAACAUAUUGCUUCGACGCCUUUCCCAACAUUGAGAAAGUGUCCAAAAUCACGUCCCCGGUGCUCAUCAUCCACGGGACAGAGGACGAGGUCAUCGACUUCUCCCACGGCCUGGCUCUUUUCGAGCGCUGCCCCAAGGCGGUGGAGCCUCUCUGGGUGGAGGGAGCGGGACACAACGACAUUGAAUUGUACAGUCAGUAUCUGGAGCGCCUGCGCCGCUUCAUAGGACAGGAGCUGGCAGCGCAGCACGCCUGACCGCCGCCACCAGGAUCACCAUCACCGUCGUUUUGGACAUUUUUUUUCUGUUUCCCAAGAUGGAGGUGUGUCCAAAACGUCCCUCAGCUCUCCACGGCUGCAGGGUCGUAAUGCUUCACACACUGUGGUGCUUCGUUUCAGAGCACAGUACACCUUUAAUGGACCAUGGUUUGAUGCGACAUGGAAGAAAGAGGUGUGUUCAUGAACAUCAGAAGUGCGUAAGUGUGAAAGACUUUGUCACAAACUGCAUUUUAGACUUUUUUUUUUAAACAAUUACUUCAACAGUUCAGCUGCCAUGUAUUACAUGACAGCGAUUAUAUUCCUAUAUACUGUGCAAUAAUAUGGACAGUCCACAGGAAAAAAAGACUUUAAAUGAUUUACCGGAACAACAAACUGAUAAGUAAUCAUGUAGAUCAAUUCCAUUGAGGUCCACAUGGAAAGUUUCCAUCAAUUCUCCAGCCUACGUAUAGAGUUUGUGUGUAACUUUACUUUUUUGCUGUUAACCGAAGUUAAAUGGAUAAUGGAGGGUUUGUGGGAAACACUAAAUAACACACUCAGAGGUGCUUGUGAAAUGUGUUGGGGAAUAUUUUGGUUUAUAUUGGAAGAGCAGGCAGUUUUUAAGUUUCCUACAGUUUAUUUUAGUAGCCAUGUUUAAUCUAAUGCAAUCCAGUGCAAUAAAGCCUGUUUAGAGGUGUUGUCUUUUUGUAGUUAUUGGUUGUGUUGCGUUGGAUUGCAUUAGAUUGAACAGUCGCCUCAUGUAUGUGCUUGAUGCAUACAUGCAUAGAGAUGCAUUUGAACUUUGAGUCUUUAAUUGCUCAGGUAACCCUCUUUUAGACAUUAGGGUCAGAGUGUUCUACAUUCGUUUGUGUCGUUUUUUGUUUAAUAGGCAGUCGGCUUAAUCUCCUCGGAUCCUUUUCGCAAAGAUUUCUGAAUCAUCCAGUGUCUAAUUAUAACCAAGUAAUGAACAAACUCCCAAAACUACAGAGGUACAGACCAAACUGAGUGAGUUUGGCGAGCCGUUUUUCUUCCUUGUCCCACUUGGAUUUCUCCAGUCUUCUCCUCACCACAUCCCAGUGAUGGAGUGGGAUUAAAGAAGUUCAAGAGCCUCAGAAAGAAAAACACCUCCAGCUCCUUCAUUUAGUGAAUGUCUGAGAGUCUGUUAGUCCUGUCCGCUUUGUUUUAGUCUUGUUCGUCUUGUUUAUGUCUCACACCAGUAGGUCACAGCUGUCAGCCAAGUUCCUGUUUCCUUCACAGUCUGGAACAGAGAAGCUACACUAAAAUUAAACAGGCCUCGGUUUUCUACCUCCAGCCUGUUUUUAUCUCUUCAGUGCUGCCUGAUGGCCAUCUUAACUCAUUUGCACUCCAUCUCGAGUGGCACUUUAGUCAAUUAGACUUUGGAAUCAUGUAUUUUGUGAAAAAAAUGAAGAAAAGUAGUCGAUUUUCUCAUUUUAAUAUAAGCUUCACAUUCUGAUAAAUGAAAACCAUGUCCACUCCUAUACAGAAAAGCACAGGAACACCAUAAAAAGCAGCACUAUGGUUCUUCGUUUGUUUCACAGGUUUAACAGAUUUACUCCUGACAGUUUUUGGCACAUUCAUUGUCAAAAAUGAUGACAGUGCUAUUUCACUAUGAGCAAACAGGCUGUGCAUAUGUGAGGAAUAUCACUCUUAACUAAUGUUCCUCUCUGGUUUACAGUCUUUACAAAAACUGCCUAUAACAUCUACCUGUAUGUCUAUGCAUACACAGUAUAGUAAGUAUCUGUACUUGUUUUAAGUGGAACUUCUCAGUAACUCUACAGAGUGCAGCAGGAAUGAGUGAGCGUUUUUGCACUUCAGGUUCCCCUUGGAGUCAACGGGUUUUUGCUAAGCCGCCUGAAACGAGCUCUGUGGUUAAAACAAGCUUAAGAGAUUUUCACGGUUUGUUCUGCAACCUUGAAUCCCAAAGAAGUUGGUGUGCUGUGUAAAACAUAAAUAAAACUAGAAUGCAUCAAAUUCAGGAUGUAUAUUUACAAAAACAAAAACACAUAGAAUUUAUUCUCUUGGUGCAGUUUUCAGUUGAAUGUAUGUCACAAAGGAUGAGCAAAUUAUCGCCUUCAGUUUUAUUACCGUUUCAGAUAUCCAGACUCGGUAACACUUUACAAUAACCAACUAAAUAAUGUUUAUAGAUGGUUUAUAAACCAAUUAUUAACAUUAACAAAGUGCUUUACAUAUUUAAUCUUAAAAAAAACAAUUUCUUAAAGUUAUAUGAAUCAUUUAAAAAAGCAUUAAUGUACUUAAUAUGGUGUUAAAAAUGUUAAAAUGAGUGCAACUAAAACUAUUAAUAAACUAUUAAUUAUAAUUUAAUUGUUUGUUAAUGGUAAAGUAACUAUAAACUUGCAUUAAUAUACCAUCUAUUUGCAAUUUAUAAAUGAUGUAGUUAGUUAAACAUUAAUAAAUUAUGUAUUUACAAUUCUAAAUGGCCUAUAUACGGUUUAUAAAUGAUGAUUAAACAUUAACAAACUAUCUGUUUACCAUUUAUAAAUGAUGGUUAUUGUAAAGUGUUACCCCAGACUCUUUCAGAACAUAUAAUAUGUCAGUUAAUACCCCACUUUUGAUUUUGAAGCCUUUUCAGGUCUUAAAACAACAAAUGGCUAAGUGACAUGAUUAGCGAACAUUAGCUUUUUACGUCCAAGGCUUCAAAAAUCACAAAAGUGUUAUUCAUUUCUGAAGAUUGUUUUGCAGAACAAAACUUGUAUUCAAAACUUGUGUUCACCACAUAAGCUUAAUUUCUGCAAUAAUCCAAAAUCCAAUGGAAAAAUCCCUUUGGAUUUUUGUCGAAGGAGCCAGAGCGAUGUUAAAUACAUACACAAAAAUACACAAUUCCUGCAGCACUCUGCUGGUUUCACACAGAACUGAAUAUAGGACUAGCCUUUUUAGCUGCUGCUGUGACUUUUAUAACAAUUGAAAACUCUCUCAGACACGUACUGCCCUUGGGAUUGUUCAUUUUGCGCUGAUUAUGUAGGGAAAUAUCACUAACGAGAAAAUUGUCCCGUCUUGCUGCAAAGCCUAUCUUUUUAUUAUGACAGUAUUGUCAUCAGUAUACAAAAAAUAAGGUUCAAGAUUAUAUCAGCAGGCUGUCCUGUUCAAGUAAUUUGGGAUUGGCUUAUAAAAUAACUGCCUGUUUCAGAUUCUCUGCACUCCACUGUGACAAAAUCCCUUUAUUCUCUCACUAGUGGUCUGAAUUACAAGGAAACAUGCGGUGCAGCUGAAGUGUUUAUCUUAAAGGUGCAACAUGCAGCAAGCUGCAGAAGUUUGAAACCAGAAUAAGAAUCUAUGGCCAAACAAUGAAAGUAUUUCCUCUAUUUGAGUUGAUUUCAUGAACCGUAGACAUCAAGUGUUGCAUCUUUAAACCUCUUAGUUGAAAGCUGACAUUACAGCUGUUUUGUUGUUGUUUUUUUUAAAUGAAGACGAGUCUUUUUCAGGUUUUCGGGUUUCAUAUAUGAACCAAAGUGUAACUUUUUUUAGGGCUUUACCCAGUGUACCUGCUGUUUAUGUUGCUAUCUCCGUAACCAAAGGCAAAAUGCUCAAAUGUAAGUUCUUUUAUUAACUUUUUAUUUAUCUAUGUGGUUGGUCUGAUCUUUUUCCACUAUACAGUCCAUUUGGAUACUAAUGCUAAAUAAUUGUUUCCUCAUAUCAUGAUUAGUUUUUAAUAUGCAGCAACUGACUUUGAACAGCAUAAAUUACAAAGUUGUGGGUGUUUUUUUUUUGUUUGUUUUUUUUCCAAGCUGUUUAUAAUUUAACAUUUGUGGAGGAGUACAACUAAGCAAUACAGCAGAGCCGUUUGUGUUUAGGGGACAAAAAUUGUGUGGGAUGAUUAAAGAACAAUGAUAGAGGAGCUUCAAGCAGACAAAUGAAAACGCUUUGGUUUAAACGGAAACUGUUUUAUUCAAAUGUUUGUGUAACACAUCUGUGGGUAUCAUUUUUGUCAUCACACAUUGUUAUCUAUUGUUUAUUAUGCCGACUAAUUUUUUUUGAAGAUUUUUUUUCCCCUCAAAAUUGAAGAGAAUAAGAAGUUAAUAAAAUAUAAUCAAAAAUU